Myiozetetes cayanensis is the source of this 3244-nucleotide messenger RNA. RefSeq names its product dehydrogenase E1 and transketolase domain containing 1 (gene DHTKD1). Gene Ontology annotation, biological process: tricarboxylic acid cycle. The transcript has 17 exons. The record is from RefSeq and is a predicted model, not a curated record. NCBI's taxonomy places the organism in Eukaryota, Metazoa, Chordata, Aves, Passeriformes, Tyrannidae. Gene Ontology annotation, molecular function: oxoglutarate dehydrogenase (succinyl-transferring) activity; thiamine pyrophosphate binding. The coding region runs from base 36 to 2804 and encodes 922 amino acids.
GGGGGGAGCGCUCUUGAGGCAGCGCGGCCGCGGCCAUGGCGGCGCUGGUGGGGGGAUCCCGCGCUCUCCGCUGGGCUCUGCGCCGGUCCUGCCCUCAGCGUUGGUACCGCACCGAGCGCGGCGUGUACGGCUACAAACCCGGCAAGGCGGCGGUGCAGCAAAAGCAACAGCAGCAGCCCCGUGGAGCCGGCAGAGCAGUUGACCACGCUCUGGCUCGUUUAAUAACCGCCUAUGCUGAACACGGCCACAAAGCAGCCAAAAUUAACCCCCUGUUUGCUGGCCAGGCUCUUAUGACCAUGGUACCUGAAAUCCAACAGCUGGCUGAAGUUCUUCAAGGGCCUCUCGUUACUACAGGACUUCUAAACAUGGGAAAAGAAGAAUCUUCCCUAGAGGAUGUGUUGGCUUACCUUGACCAUAUAUACUGCGGGCAUAUUUCCAUAGAAACAAGCCAGCUUCCAACCUUGGAGGAGAGGGAAUGGUUUGCUAAAAGGUUUGAGGAGCUAAAGCAAGAAGCAUUUACACCUGAAGAGAAGAAGCACUUGUGCAAACUGAUGCUGGAGUCCCAGGAGUUUGAUCACUUCUUGGCCACCAAGUUUGCCACGGUGAAGCGCUACGGCGGCGAGGGGGCCGAGAGCAUGAUGGGCUUCUUCCACGAGCUGUUCAAGAUGUGUGCCUACAGUGGAGUGACAGACAUUGUUAUUGGAAUGCCUCACCGUGGAAGGCUUAAUCUCCUCGCAGGUCUGCUCCAGCUGCCACCUGAGGUCAUGUUCCGCAAGAUGCGCGGUUUGAGCGAGUUCCCAGAGAAUUCAGCAGCCAUUGGGGAUGUUCUCUCCCACCUGACAUCUUCUGUAGACCUCGACUUCGGUGCCCACAGGCCUGUGCACGUCACCUUGCUGCCCAACCCCUCCCAUUUGGAAGCCAUCAACCCCGUGGCCGUGGGCAAGACACGGGGCAGGCAGCAGACCCUGCUCGAUGGAGAUUACUCCCCAGACAGCUCUGCACAGCCUGGGGACAAAGUCAUCUGCCUGCAGGUUCACGGCGACGCUGCUUUCUCUGGGCAAGGGAUUGUUCCUGAAACACUGACCCUCUCUAAUCUACCACAUUUCAGAGUUGGUGGGAGCAUCCACUUGAUUGUUAAUAACCAGCUGGGCUACACCACCCCUCCAGAGCGAGGGAGGUCGUCCCUGUACUGCAGUGACAUUGGUAAGAUCGUUGGGUGUGCAGUUAUCCACGUGAACGGGGAUGAUCCUGAGGAAGUUGUCCGUGCCACCCGCCUGGCCGUCGAGUACCAGCGCCACUUCCGCAGGGACGUCAUCGUGGACCUGCUGUGCUACAGGCAGUGGGGCCACAACGAGCUGGAUGAGCCCUUCUUCACCAACCCCUGCAUGUACAAGAUCAUCAGAUCCCGUAAGAGCAUCCCAGACACGUACGCAGAGCACCUGACAGCGGCCGGGCUCGUGACCGAGGCUGAAGUGGCCGAGAUAAAGACCACCUACUAUUCCAAACUCAACGACCACCUUGCCAACACGGCGUCGUACAGCCCGCCCGCCACCAACCUGCAGGGCCACUGGAAGGGCCUGGUGGAGCCCUCUGCUACAAUCAGCACCUGGGACACGGGGAUGCCCGUGCCACUGCUGCAGUUCAUCGGAGCCAAGUCCGUGCAGGUGCCCGAGGAGCUGCGGGUGCACAGCCACCUCCUGAAGACCUACGCGCAGUCAAGAGUUCAAAAAAUGGAAGAAGGAAAAAAGCUGGACUGGGCAACAGCUGAAACUUUAGCGUUUGGUUCUCUGCUGAGCCAAGGGUUUAACAUCAGACUAAGUGGACAAGACGUUGGCAGAGGAACCUUCAGCCAACGACACGCCAUGUUGGUUUGCCAAGAGACAGAUGACACCUACAUCCCUCUGAACCACAUGUCCCCAGACCAGAAAGGAUUCCUAGAGGUGAGUAACAGUCCCUUGUCUGAAGAAGCUGUGCUUGGUUUUGAAUAUGGAAUGAGCAUUGAGAGCCCUAAGUUACUGCCAAUUUGGGAAGCUCAGUUUGGAGACUUCUUUAAUGGAGCCCAGAUAAUAUUUGACACUUUCAUCUCUGGAGGCGAGGCCAAGUGGCUCCUGCAGAGCGGGAUAGUGAUCCUUCUUCCCCAUGGCUACGACGGUGCAGGCCCUGAGCACUCGUCCUGCAGGAUGGAACGGUUCUUGCAGAUGUGUGACAGCUCAGAAGAGGGAGUUGAUGGGGACCAGGUCAACAUGUCAGUUGUCCAUCCCACCACCCCAGCACAGUAUUUCCAUUUACUCCGGAGGCAAAUGGUCCGAAACUUCAGGAAACCUCUCAUUGUUGCUUCUCCCAAAGUGUUACUCAGGCUCCCAGCUGCGGUGUCGAGUUUUGAAGAAAUGGCCCCAGGGACAACAUUCAAGCCUGUCAUUGGUGACUCCUCAGUAGAUCCUAAAAGUGUCACCCAAGUGGUGCUGUGCUCUGGAAAGCAUUACUAUGCUCUGGUGAAGCAAAGAGAGAUGCUGGGAGAGAAGCAGCACAGCACAGCUCUUCUGAGACUUGAGGAGCUCUGUCCUUUCCCCCUGGAGGCUCUACAGCAAGAGUUGAGCAAAUACAGCCAAGCAAAAGUCUUCACCUGGAGUCAGGAGGAACCACAGAACAUGGGGCCAUGGUCCUUUGUGUCACCACGGUUUGAGAAGCAGCUGGGGCUUAAGCUGCGCUGUGUGAGCAGACCUCCCCUGCCCGCCCCGGCUGUUGGCAUUGGAACCCUCCACACCCAGCAGCAGGAAGAUGUUCUGAGCAAGACAUUUCUCUAAGUUUUCAGACAGACAGACAGACAGACUGCUCCUGCUGUCAGUCGUGUUUGGUGCCUCCUGUGAAAAAGAACAAAGGCCAGAUCCUUAAGACUCUUGGUUCUCCAAAAUGGAAACCAAAAAGGGUGGAAUGAGAUUGGUAAUGAUGAAGGAAUUUUUUCAUGUCAGGGAAUACCUGAUGAUGAGAAGUGAUGCCUGUUACUCUUGAUGCUUCUUGUUCUCUUGUACUGUUUUCUACAAAAACACCUUUUUAAAGUUAAAAAUCCAGUCUAGGGGACAGAUUGGUGAGGUGACUAUAGAAUGCCUUAUAUCACGCUGCUUAUCUGCACUUUACAGUUCCUGGGAUGGUGCAUGUGUAGAAACAGGCUCUGUUUCUUCUGUUUCCACACAAGUGUUAGUGCUGUUUGGUCAAAUAAAUGCUUCCCAUGCCUGGGACUGAGCCA